Chaetura pelagica (chimney swift) is the source of this 813-nucleotide messenger RNA. RefSeq names its product endomucin (gene EMCN). The record is from RefSeq and is a predicted model, not a curated record. The coding region runs from base 1 to 813 and encodes 270 amino acids. The transcript is spliced from 11 exons. NCBI's taxonomy places the organism in Eukaryota, Metazoa, Chordata, Aves, Apodiformes, Apodidae.
AUGAAGCUCCUGGACAUUGCCUUCUUUUUCCUAGCUGUACUCUGUGUUUGUACUGUGGGAGAAAAUGAGAAUUCAACCAGUACUGUCAGAACAUCUGUUUCUGCGACAACAUCAAAAUCAGUAACGGAAGCUGGGAAAGCAUCAGCUUCACAAGCAAUAACACUGCAACAACAAGUGACAGUGCUGACAACAGCUACAGUCAGACCUACAACUGAAUCCAUCAUAAGUAAUGCCACGACUUCUUCACAUAAUACUACACAACAAAUAACACAAGGUACAACAACACAACCACCAGUAAAAGAGACCACUGAAGCAGCAGCUAAAAGUGGCAGCACAACAAACACUUCACAAGAAAGUGGAACACAACUGGCACCAAACGGGAGUUUGAAUGCUUCAUCUACUAUGGGAUGGUCUUUGUUUUCUACAACUUCUCUACAAAAACCCACUUCUGCUCCUGGAACCCCAGACCUUCACAUGAGCUCCCUGACAGAAUCAACAAAUCUACGAUCUGGCAGUCCUGAAAGCAGUUCUGGAGACAAGAAAGUGUCAGAGGGUGCUAUCCACUAUUCCAGCUUUAUCUUGCCAAUAGUCAUCACUUUGAUAGUCAUUACCCUUUCUGUCUUCUCACUGGUGGCUUUGUACAGAAUGUGCCAGAAGAAAACGCCAGAGACACAAGAGAACGGCACUGAACAGGCCCAAUCAGACAAGGAAGGAGUCAAGCUUCUUUCUGUGAAGACAACUUCUCCUGACACUGGAGAGCACUCAUCUCAGGGGAAGAAUAAAACUCGGCAACUCUUCACACCUCAGCAAUAA